AUGCUGAAGCUACAAAUCUCACAAACCGUCCCUCUUCCCCGACUACUCCGCCGUCUCUGCACCAUUUCCGGCGGCGGAUUCACUCUCAAUCUCCCGAAACUCGAGCCUUCAAGCGACGCCGAACUAAUAUCACAAAUCCUCGUCACUAAUCACAACCCUUUCCACUUUAUGGAAUCAUCUCUGCAACUCCAUGGCGUCACUCUCUCUCCCGACCUCAUCCACCAAACCCUCCUUCGUCUCCGUCACAAUUCCAAAAUCGCCCUUUCCUUCUUCCAGUAUCUACGAUCCUUACCCUCUCCUUCCACUACAACCCUUAUUUCCUUCAACCUCAUCAUCGACAUUCUCGGAAAAGUUCGUCAGUUCGACGUCGUUAGGCAGCUAAUCGUCGAGAUGGAGCAGCAGCAAAACAGCGUUAAACCUUCUCCGGAGACAUUUCUCAUCCUCGUCAAGCGUUUAAUCGCCGCCGGGCUCACUCGGCAAGCUCUGCGCGCUUUCGACGAUGCGCCUUGUUUCCUCGAGAAUCAGAAUCGCCUCGGUGUAGACGAAUUCGGAUUUCUCCUUGACACGCUCUGUAAAUACGGAUACACGAAAAUGGCGGUUGGGGUUUUCAAUCAACGGAAAGCCGAGCUUGGGUUCAACGACAAGACCUAUACGAUUUUGAUUGCUGGGUGGUGUAAGCUCAGGAGGAUCGACAUGGCGGAGAGAUUCAUGGCGGAGAUGAUUGAAUCAGGGAUCGAGCCAAACGUCGUCACCUAUAACGUUCUGCUCAAUGGGAUUUGUCGGACGGCGAGUUUGCACCCGGAGGAGAGGUUUGAGAGGAACGUGAGAAACGCGGAGAAGGUGUUCGACGAAAUGCGUCAAAGAGGUAUAGAACCUGACGUCACGAGUUUCUCGAUCGUGCUACACAUGUACAGUCGAGCUCACAAAUCUGAGCUGACUCUUGAUAAGCUGAAACUGAUGAAGGCGAAAGGGAUCAGUCCUACAUUGGAAACAUACACAUCAGUUGUGAAAUGUCUCUGUUCUUGUGGUAAGCUGGAGGAAGCAGAAGCGUUGCUUGAAACAAUGGUGGAGACUGGGAUAAGCCCUUCAUCUGCGACUUACAAUUGCUUCUUCAAAGAAUACAGAGGUAGAAAAGAUGCUAACGGGGCAAUGAACCUGUACAGGAAAAUGAGGAACGGGUUGUGCAAGCCGAACACGCAGACGUACAAUGUUCUCUUGGGUACGUUUAUCAAUUUGGGGAAGAUGGAGACUGUGAAAGAAGUAUGGGAUGAUCUUAAAGAAAGUGAAACGGGUCCGGAUUUGGACUCGUAUACAUCAUUGGUUCAUGGGUUGUGUAGCAAGGAGAAGUGGAAGGAGGCUUGUGGGUACUUUGUUGAGAUGAUAGAGAAGGGUUUCUUGCCGCAGAAGCUAACUUUUGAGACGCUCUAUAAAGGAUUAAUACAGUCUAAUAAGUUGAGGACUUGGAGGAGGUUGAAGAAGAAACUCGACGAGGAAUCUAUUACCUUCGGAUCUGAGUUUCAGAGAUAUCCUUUUGAGCCUUACAAGAGAUGA
Thlaspi arvense is the source of this 1551-nucleotide messenger RNA. NCBI's taxonomy places the organism in Eukaryota, Viridiplantae, Streptophyta, Magnoliopsida, Brassicales, Brassicaceae. The record is from the annotation of a GenBank genome assembly.